CGGAAAUGGGCAGCGCUGCGAGGGAGAAUAGUCAAGUAAGAUUGUCCAUGAAACGCGGCGGAUUGAAGCGAGAGUUGCAGUAAAAUGUCUAAGUCCGAGGUUCUGAGAGGUUUUGUUACCGAGAGACUCGCCGCCGCCUCCCAGGAAAUCUUAGCGGCCGUGGACGGACUCGUAGCCGGGUACGAGGAGGAGGCGUCGGGCCUCAGACAGGAGAUCGACCGGCAGAGGAGACAGCUGGAGCUUCUCCUGCAGCCUCGGGUCAUACUCAACAAAGCCGGUGUGAAGUGCAGCAGGAGACUCCGCCAUGAUGAAGAGGAUAACGAAGAUGAGUACGACAAGAAUCUGGAUAUGAAUAACAGAACUCCAUCAAGGUCUUUUUCCUCCAGAGGUCAGUAUUUGCAGAGGAAGCACAGCGGACCUCAGAUCAGUGAAACUCAGAACCACGUGGACCUCAGGAUCCGAUUCCAGGAGAACCAACAGACCGAAGUACCUUCAAAAGAAAAUGUUCAGUAUCUGUUCCUGAUUAAAGAAGAGGUUCCCCUUGAGUUGAGCCCUCGUCUGGAUCAGGAGGAACCAGAGAACCCACGUCUUAAAGAGGAACAGGAGGAACUCCGGACCAGUCAGGAGGGAGAACAGCUUCAAAGGCUGGAGGAGGCUCAUGAUACCAAGGUCCCACUCACUCCUGUCCAUGUGAAGAAUGAAGAUGAUGAAGAGAAACCUCAGUCUUCACAGCCUCAUCCAAGCCGAACUGAAAGGAGCAGAGAGGCAGAGCCUCCAUCCAGCAGCUCAGCUCAGCAGAUGGAAACAGAGGCUGAUGGAGAGGACUGUGGAAGAUAUAAACCAGACAGGAACUUAGAUCCACAUGGUCAUCUUCAACCAGACACAGAUGAACAGGUCUCACAGUCCUCCGAGACUGAAGACAGUGACAUUGAUUGGAAGGAAACCAGAGCAAGAUUUAAGGGACAGACGAAUCUUAGGUGGCACACCAACGCCCAUACAGGAGAGAAACCAUUUGUUUCUGAUGUUGGUGGGAAAGAAUUCUACCGACAGCAUCAUGUCACAGCGGACGUGAAAGUCCAUACAGGAGAGAAACCAUUUGGUUGCAGUGUUUGUGGGAAGGGAUUUAGGGUAAAGAGGGAUCUUAUGAGGCACAUUAGAGUCCAUACAGGAGAGAAACCAUUUGGUUGUGAUGUUUGUGGGAAGAGAUUUAAGGAAAAGUGGGAUCUUACAAGGCACAUUAGAGUCCAUACAGGAGAGAAACCAUUUGGUUGUGAUGUUUGUGGGAAAGGCUUUAAGUUAAAGGGUAAUCUUACCAAGCAUAUUAGAGUCCAUACAGGAGAAAAACCAUUUGGUUGUGAUGUUUGUGGGAAGAGAUUUAGGGUAAAGAGGGAUCUUAUGAGGCACAUGAAAGACCAUACAGGAGAGAAACCAUUUGGUUGUGAUAUUUGUGGGAAGAGAUUUAGGGUAAAGAGGGAUCUUAUGAGGCACAUGAAAGACCAUACAGGAAAGAAACCAUUUGGUUGUGAUGUUUGUGGGAGAAAAUUUAAAGGACAGGCGAGGUUAACGCAGCACACAAGAAUCCAUACGAAAGAGAAACCGUUCAGUUGCAGCUUCUGUGGCAGGACAUUCAGUCAUGAGUCAAACAGGGUAAGACAUAUGAGGAUAUGUAAACACAAACAUGCUAUUGAAAGCAGCAGCAGUAAGUGAAACUGCAGAGUUGCUGGUUCAGUUGAACUGUAACAGCGUAAUACAGCAUAGUUGAAAUACAUUAUAUGUUUCAAAUUUACUGUUAUUUGUAUGAAAGUGUAACACAAUUUAGUUUUAAAACUAAACUCAUUCUUGCACAUUUGUACCAGGGUUGCGCGACCUUAACCAUAGUCAGAUCGGCCAGUCGUCACCCAGUGCAAUUGCCGAGAGCCAAUAUGAUCGGCGAGGGUGGUGAUGGUGUGUAAGUACAGUACAGACUACAUGACUGUUCGCAUCAGAAGUGCAUUUGUCUCUGCUGGUCAACAAGCGAUUACACUCCUCUGCUCUGUCGUAAUCGCACGUAGAGCUGAUCUUAUGAAGUAUUUCUGCCUUCUUUAUGUACAGUUUGAUCACGAGUGAAGUGUAUAUCAAUCAAUACACCUUAAAUGUCAAUAUGAAAACUUUGACCAUUUCAGUGACAGCAACAUUUCAUCACUUUGAGAAAAAAGUAGUGGUGCUUCGUUACAGUACGUCCCGGCAGCUCUACACGUUAGCUUACCCAACGCAACGUAACAUGACCAAAAAAGUGCAUGUCCCGUUUUGCUGCGUCUCUCCCUCAUUAAAAGCAGCAGGUUCAGAAACUGAACUAAAUGACAUGUUCUGUCUCUGUGUCGUUCUCCUCCACUCUUAAAUCAUAGCUCAGCUCAGCUCUGACACACAACAAGCAGCUUCAUUACAAUCAGCUGAAUGGAGUGUGUGUGCGCUUGGAUGUUGUAGGCGUCACUUAGACACGGUUAUAUAUGUGGAACUGUGGCUGUCAAGUUAAAUUUAACAUUAAUUUAAUAUUACAAAUAAUAAGUAACUACAUCAACGGGAAACAAGUCGAAUACCGUCUUGACAUUUUGUUUUAAUUUUACAAGUCAAAGUAAUAUCAAUUGAACGAGAAGAGCAGACGUGCUUCAGAAUAUUUUUGUAUCAUCGGGUAAAUGUUUUGUGUGAACUAACUCUUUAAACCAGAUGUUUAGGACAGAGAUAACCUUUCCUUUGUGAAUAAUAAAACUCUUUCAUCAGUUUACGUUGAACUCAUUUAUAUUAGAUUUUUUUAAAUUACCAUUUUUUGAAGGUACUUGGGUCUGUGGGUUGUCCUGGA
Molecule: messenger RNA, 2836 nt
Organism: Seriola aureovittata
Lineage: Eukaryota; Metazoa; Chordata; Actinopteri; Carangiformes; Carangidae
Product: zinc finger protein 501-like
Exons: 4
Coding region: 85-1707 (540 amino acids)
Biological process (GO): regulation of transcription by RNA polymerase II
Cellular component (GO): transcription regulator complex; PcG protein complex
Molecular function (GO): RNA polymerase II cis-regulatory region sequence-specific DNA binding; DNA-binding transcription factor activity, RNA polymerase II-specific
Source: RefSeq, a predicted model, not a curated record